Messenger RNA from Symbiodinium sp. CCMP2456, 831 nucleotides. The record is from the annotation of a GenBank genome assembly. NCBI's taxonomy places the organism in Eukaryota, Dinophyceae, Suessiales, Symbiodiniaceae.
AUGCACGAGCAGGAGUUCGAUUUGUCUGACAGUGCGGGCAAGAGGCUGGUGACUGAUCAAGAACUUCAAGCUGCGGUUCAGGGUAGCCUCGUUCCGCUGCAAGCUGGCCUUUCAGAUGCAUCUGUUCACCUCAUUGAGAAUCGUCGCGAAGAGUUGGCCCAGAUGCAAUGGAAGGUGCUGCGGGACAAGCUCCAAGGCUGCAACAGCGACGUCUCGGCGCUGUCCACGCAAGUCUCGGAGCUUCAACAGCGGAUCCAGCUAGAAGCAAAAGAGCGUGAGAAGCUCGUUGAGGCUCUUCGAGCAGAUAUUGGCAAUCAGCUGAACCAAGAUCGGGCCGCUGUGGAGGCCAACAUGCAUCAGCUGUCCGAGCAGAUCCACUCUUUCUCGAGUCUCGUCAAUGCAGAACAGAACAAGCGCGAGUAUGCACACAAAGUCUUCGACAACCAAGUCCAGGAUCUGCGCAAUGCCCUCGAUGCUGACCGAGCAGAGCGACGCCAGGAGUCCGACAAGCAUCUCGCAAUGUUGCGCGAGGGCACGGUUGGCCUCGAUGCGCAACGGCAUGCGUUGGAGUCCGUGGAGCAGCGGCACAUGCUGGAUUUGCAAAAUCUCAGAUCGGAGCUUGCACAGGCUUCCAGGAAGGUCACGGCCUUUGCCGAUGAGCAGCUCGAGUUGCUUCGUUUGUCCAAUGAGGAGCUCGCACGCAAGUUGAAGAGUCUGGAAAGUGACACGCACAGGAAACUGGCAGAAGUUCAAGCAGGCAAUGAGCAGGCCAUGAAGAACGUCAGUGCAGCAGAGGCUCACAGCCAUGAGAUUGAUGCGCGACUGAGCCAG